Messenger RNA from Thlaspi arvense, 1344 nucleotides. The record is from the annotation of a GenBank genome assembly. NCBI's taxonomy places the organism in Eukaryota, Viridiplantae, Streptophyta, Magnoliopsida, Brassicales, Brassicaceae.
GGAAUGGAAAAAGGAGGACCUCCUAGCAUCUUUGUGAAUGAUGGUUCGUUCAUGGAAAGAUUCAGGCAGCUUCAACAGGAGAAAGAUAAAGAGAAGGAUAAGGUUGUCCAUGUAGAGGAUUCUAAGCCUGUGAAGAUUAUCUCUGUGGUUUCAAAUCCAAGGCCUUCUGUUAAUACGAGUUCAACUGGAUUUAAGACCAAUGAUGCCCAGAAGAAAGGUGGUAAGCUUGCUUUCAGCUUGAAACAAAAGUCUAAGCUUCUUGCACCUCCUGUAAAGCUUGGUACAGAAGAUGAUGAGGAUGAGGGGGAUACGAACAAUGAUUCUGGCUUUGGAUCUGCAAAGCGUCAAAAGUUAGAGCAGGGAGACACACCCGUAAAGUCGACGAAACUGUCAGAUGUUGCACCACCUUCGCCCAGUGAUCCUACUGUGAAGAAAGUUGCUGAUAAACUAGCAAGCUUUGUUGCUAAGAAUGGAAGGCCAUUUGAGCAUAUUACACGGCAAAAGAAUCCUGGGGAUACACCAUUUAAAUUUCUUUUUGACGAGAGCUGUGCGGAGUACAAGUACUACGCAUUUAGGCUGUCUGAAGAGGAAAAAUCUAUAUCACAAACCAAGGAUUCUGGUGUACUUCACAGUGGUGAUGCAGGCCCGCGGACGUCCCCAGCGGCAACCUCUUCGCAAAAGCCAGCUCAGCAACAAACAGGCUAUCAGAUCCCUGCUUCAGCUCUCUAUGAUGCUCCUGAGGAACCUGGAUCCUCCUCUAGAUCUGCUCAGGCAUCAAUUACAAGACCUAGCAACAGUGACUCCUAUAGUUCGCAGAGGGGUGCAGACCCUAUAUCCAUGAUGGAGUUUUACAUGAAGAAGGCUGCACAAGAAGAGAAGAUGAGACGUCCUAGGCAGUCAAAAGAUGAAAUGCCUCCUCCAGCUUCACUUCAAGGCCCAUCUGCAACUCCUUCCACAGACCCUGGAAAGAGAGGUCAUCACAUGGGUGAUUAUAUCCCAGUUGAGGAGCUAGAUAAGUUCCUUGCAAAGUGUAACGAUGCAGCUGCACAAAAAGCCACGAAGGAGGCAGCAGAGAAGGCUAAGAUCCAAGCAGAUAAUGUUGGACAUAAACUCUUGUCGAAAAUGGGUUGGAAAGAAGGUGAAGGUAUAGGAAGCUCCAGAAAGGGUAUGGCAGAUCCUAUAAUGGCGGGUGAUGUAAAGACAAACAACUUGGGAGUUGGGGCUUCUGCUCCAGGAGAAGUGAAUCCCGAGGAUGAUAUAUACGAGCAGUACAAGAAGCGAAUGAUGCUGGGUUACAAACACAGACCCAAUCCACUGGGAAACCCCAGGAAGGCGUAUUACUAA